This is a messenger RNA of Serinus canaria (Common canary), 3204 nucleotides long. It is a transcript of the gene SPSB3, whose product is annotated as splA/ryanodine receptor domain and SOCS box containing 3. The transcript has 7 exons. Gene Ontology annotation, molecular function: protein binding. Gene Ontology annotation, cellular component: SCF ubiquitin ligase complex. Bases 1450 to 2508 code for a protein of 352 amino acids. NCBI's taxonomy places the organism in Eukaryota, Metazoa, Chordata, Aves, Passeriformes, Fringillidae. Gene Ontology annotation, biological process: proteasome-mediated ubiquitin-dependent protein catabolic process. The record is from RefSeq and is a predicted model, not a curated record.
GGGGACUCGGGGGACGGGCAGGAGCUGGGAGCCGUGGUUGGGGUUUGGCUGAGGGCGGGCCGGGGUUGUGCGACCCGAGCGCCGUGGCCUGGCCUGGCCCUGUCCGGCGGCCUCAGCUGCCGGCACAGCCGGGCUCCGGUGCCCGCCCUCGGUGGAGCCGCUGCCUCCGCGGCCAGGGAGCCAGGCCGGGCCUCCCGCCGUGGUUCCCCCGCGCCGCCCAGUGCCCAUGGCUGUGCGGGUCACGCUGCAGCAUCGCUUCGGGCCCCGGAAAGGCCUCAGCGAGCCCAGGGCCCCGCAGGGUGAGCGGCUUUUGGUGGCAGCGCUGCUGUGACAGCAGGAGCGGGACAGGGGCCGUCCCCUGUGCUGGCACUGCUGAGGCAGCUCCAGUCCUAAGGGCAGCUCUGGUCAAGCAGAUACUGAGGGGCUGGAGUACAAGGGGGGACUGAGAGCUGGGAAAGGGGCUCAGCCUGGAGAAAAGGAGGCUCAGGGGGGACGUUGUGGCUCUGCACAACUCCCUGACAGAAGGGGACAGCCGGGGGUGUUGGGCUGUGCUCCCAGGGAUCAGGGACAGGACAAGAGGAAAGGCCUCAAGCUGUCAGGGUCAGGUUGGAUAUUGGGGAAAAUUCCUUCAUGGAGAGGGUGGUCAGGCACUGGCACAGCUGUCCAGGGCAGUGGUGGGGUCACCAUCCUUGCCGGUAUUUAGAAGCUGUGUGGAUGUGGCACUUAGGGACAUGGUUCAGUGAUGGCCUUGGCAGUGCUGGGAAUGGUUGUACUCAUUGAUCCAAGAGAUCUUUUCCAGCCGUAACAGUUCCAUAUCUGACUCUGCCACUGGUGCUGGGAUCUCUGUGCUGGCUCUAAGCCUCAGCCUUAGUGAGGGCCUGGGGGAGCAGGGCAGCUCUGCUGGGCUGCCGUGGGUGCUCAGCAAAGCUGGAGAAGGGUUUCUGCUCUGGUUUUAGGUGCUUUCCCAGCACGGCUGUGUGAUCCCUGUGAUUUCGGCAGAUGGGAUUUCCAGAGCCCUACAAAGCAUCCAUGAGCAGCUGCACAGUUGGCCGUGGCUUGGCCUGUCCUGCUUUCCCAGGAGCUGCUGUCCCACUGGGGGCAGGAGGAACAGGGCCAGGUGCUUUAUGGCAGGCUCUGGCUUGAGGCUGAGCUGAGGGAGAGGGUUCAAGGGUUACAGUCCCUCUUGGUGGGGAGUUGAAUCCUGCAAAGAUAAACUUGAGGCAGAUGAGAUUGGAAGUUGAGGUUUCCCUGUCACAUCCAGUGCAAUGGUCCUGUGUGGGAGCUGGUGUGCCUGUCAGGCUGUGCCAGGGAAGGAGCCUCAGGAAAUCUGUCUCUGAACAACAUCCCUGUUGGGCUGGGAGUCAUGCAGCAGCUUCUGAUGCCUUGUGCAGGCUGACCAGGAAGAGACUGGACAGAGCUAAAGAAUAAACCUACCUGCGCGGGGGCAGCAUGGCGCGGCGCCCGCGGAGCAGCCGGGCCUGGCGCUUCGUCCUGAGCGGGGUGCGGCGCGAGACCGACGGCCGGGCUGGUGCGCGGGGCUGGGGCUACGACUCCGACGGCCAGCAGCACAGCGACUCAGAUUCGGAGCCAGAGUUCUCCUCCCUGUCUCCCUCCAUCCCAAGUGCCAUCCCUGUGACUGGAGAGUCCUACUGCAACUGUGAGAACCAGAGUGAAGCUCCCUAUUGCUCCAGCCUGCACACCCUGCACCGUGUCCGUGACUGCCGCUGCGGCGAGGAGGACGAGUAUUUUGACUGGGUGUGGGAUGAGCUGAACAAGUCCACGGCCACGCUGCUGACGUGUGACAACCGCAAGGUGAACUUCCACAUGGAGUACAGCUGUGGCACGGCCGCCAUCCGCGGCAACAAGGAGCUGGCAGAGGGCCAGCACUUCUGGGAGAUCAAGAUGACCUCCCCGGUGUAUGGCACUGACAUGAUGGUGGGGAUUGGGACUUCGGAUGUGAACCUGGACAAGUACUGCCACACCUUCUGCAGCCUGCUGGGCAAGGACGAGGACAGCUGGGGACUCUCCUACACAGGAUUGCUGCACCACAAAGGGGACAAAACGAACUUCUCCUCGAGGUUUGGCCAGGGCUCCAUUAUUGGGGUGCACUUGGACACGUGGCACGGGACACUCACGUUCUUCAAGAACCGCAAGUGCAUAGGGGUGGCAGCCACAAAGCUGCAGAACAAGAAGUUUUACCCCAUGGUGUGCUCGACGGCGGCCAAGAGUAGCAUGAAGGUGAUCCGGUCCUGUGCCAGCCGCACGUCCCUGCAGUACCUGUGCUGCUUCCGCCUGCGCCAGCUCCUGCCCGACUACGUGGACACGCUGGAGGUGCUGCCCCUGCCCCCAGGACUCAAGCAGGUGCUGCACAACAAACUGGGCUGGGUCUUGAGCAUGAACUAUAGCACGUCAAAGCCUUCCUCCUCCUCAUCCUCGGGGAGCGACUCAGACAGCUUGUGCGGCUCGGAUGCGGAGGCCUGCCAAAGGAAGAGGUGCAGGAGGACAUAAUGGCUCUGCACAGCAUGUGCGUGAGGUUUGUUGUGUUGUCUGCAAGGGCCAGUCAAGCCUGAUGCACCUCUUCCUUCUGGGGACAUCCAUUUCUACGUGUUGGCAAAGAUUUCUCCAGCGCUGGGCAAAUCUUUGGCCUUGACAUCCAUCACAGGCGUUUAGAAGAGCUGCUGGCUCCAAGACAUGCCAAUUCUGACACAAGAAAUUUCUGGUGAAAUAUCUGAGCUUCAUCUCCUGACUUGCUGUGGAAGCCAGCACCUCUUCCCAAAGGAUCUCUCUUCUCCCUGUUGGCACAGGCAACGUUUAAGAAAUUGGACUUGAUGACAGGAGUUGGACUUGAUAAUCUUCAUGGCUCCCUUCCAGCUCAGGAUGGUCAGGCAGUCUCCUGGUUGGAGUGUGCUGGAUUCCAGUCAGAUACUGGACCUGGCUCACUGAGACACAAUCCCAGGCCCGUCCUCUCUUCUGUGUGUGUAGGUUUGGUGUCUGCCAUCACCUCGUCCCGCUCUGGGGCACGAUGGAGCAGCAGCUGCAGGGAAAGGGCCCCCAGAGACCCUGCUGGGAACAGGUCCAGGAGCUGAGCUGUGGCUGGUGUUCCUCGAGCCCCUGGGGACUUUUAAUUGCUUUGCAUGUUGGUUUCUGCUGCUUCUCCUCUGUCCAAGACUGUGUUAAACUGUAAUAAUAAAUGUAGAAGCUGUC